Messenger RNA from Castor canadensis (American beaver), 3225 nucleotides. RefSeq names its product heat shock protein family A (Hsp70) member 4 like (gene Hspa4l). Lineage: Eukaryota; Metazoa; Chordata; Mammalia; Rodentia; Castoridae. Gene Ontology annotation, molecular function: ATP-dependent protein folding chaperone; ATP binding. Gene Ontology annotation, cellular component: cytosol; nucleus. Gene Ontology annotation, biological process: protein folding. The record is from RefSeq and is a predicted model, not a curated record.
GACGGAGCGGCGGUGCGGGCGGCCUGUCCCCCUCCCUCCGCGGUUUCGCGACGCCUGCCGGCCCCAGGUUUCCUGAGAGGCGACGUGGGGUCUUCUCUCCUUUGCUUCCCUAGGAGUCGCGAUCCCGUCAGCGGCGGCCCGGGAGAGGACGCGGUCCGCGCAGCGGAGGCUUGGGCGGCGGCGCCAGCGCCCCGACGCCCCGGCGCCGGCAUGUCGGUGGUCGGCAUCGAUCUCGGCUUCCUAAACUGCUACAUCGCCGUGGCGAGGAGUGGCGGUAUCGAGACCAUUGCCAACGAGUACAGCGACAGGUGCACCCCGGCUUGUAUAUCUUUGGGAUCAAGAACUCGAGCCAUUGGAAAUGCAGCUAAGAGUCAGAUAGUCACAAAUGUAAGAAAUACAAUUCAUGGCUUCAAAAAGCUUCAUGGGCGAUCAUUUGAUGAUCCCAUUGUGCAAACUGAGAGAAUCAGGCUACCCUAUGAACUGCAGAAAAUGCCUAACGGAAGUGCUGGGGUUAAGGUGCGGUACCUAGAAGAAGAGAGACCUUUUGCCAUUGAGCAGGUUACUGGAAUGCUGUUGGCCAAGCUUAAAGAGACUUCAGAAAAUGCUUUGAGGAAACCAGUGGCUGACUGUGUAAUUUCAAUCCCCAGCUUUUUCACUGAUGCUGAGAGAAGAUCUGUGAUGGCUGCAGCCCAGGUUGCAGGUUUGAAUUGUUUAAGGCUGAUGAAUGAAACUACUGCAGUUGCACUAGCAUAUGGAAUUUAUAAACAGGAUCUUCCCCCAUUAGAUGACAAACCAAGAAAUGUAGUAUUUAUUGAUAUGGGACAUUCUGCCUAUCAGGUCUCGGUUUGUGCUUUUAACAAAGGAAAACUUAAAGUGUUGGCUACUACCUUUGACCCAUAUUUGGGUGGCAGGAACUUUGAUGAGGCUUUAGUAGACUACUUCUGCGAUGAGUUCAAGACCAAAUAUAAGAUAAAUGUGAAAGAAAACUCUCGGGCCUUGUUGCGUUUAUAUCAGGAAUGUGAAAAACUAAAGAAGCUAAUGAGUGCAAAUGCAUCUGAUCUUCCAUUGAACAUUGAGUGUUUCAUGAAUGACCUUGAUGUUUCUAGUAAAAUGAACAGGACUCAAUUUGAACAAUUAUGUGCUUCCCUCUUGGCUAGGGUUGAACCACCUUUAAAAGCAGUAAUGGAACAAGCUAACUUACAGCGUGAAGAUAUAAGCAGUAUAGAAAUUGUAGGGGGAGCCACACGGAUUCCUGCAGUGAAGGAACAGAUCACUCGGUUCUUCCUCAAAGACAUAAGCACCACCUUAAAUGCUGAUGAGGCUGUUGCCAGAGGAUGUGCACUACAGUGUGCAAUUCUCUCACCAGCAUUUAAGGUACGUGAAUUUUCUAUAACAGACCUUGUUCCUUAUUCAAUCACACUAAGGUGGAAGACCUCUUUUGAAGAUGGAACUGGGGAAUGUGAAGUAUUCUCUAAGAACCAUCCUGCCCCAUUCUCAAAAGUCAUUACUUUCCACAAGAAGGAACCAUUUGAACUAGAAGCAUUUUAUACAAAUUUGCAUGAAGUGCCUUACCCUGAUCCAAGAAUUGGGAGCUUCACUAUUCAGAAUGUUUUUCCACAGUCUGAUGGUGAUAAUUCCAAAGUAAAGGUUAAAGUUCGUAUUAACAUUCAUGGAAUCUUCAGUGUGGCUAGUGCAUCUGUAAUUGAAAAGCAAAAUUUGGAGGGUGAUCACAGUGAUGCUCCUAUGGAAACAGAAACUUCAUUUAAGAAUGAAAACAAAGAUGAUGUGGAUAAAAUGCAUGUUGACCAGGAAGAAGGAGGUCAUCAAAAAUGUCAUGCUGAACACACCCCAGAAGAGGAAAUUGAUCACACAGGAGCUAAAACAAAGUCAAUUCCCUCAGACAGACAAGACCGAAUAAAUCAGACCAUUAAAAAAGGAAAAGUCAAGAGUAUCGAUCUGCCAAUCCAGAGUAGCCUGUAUCGACAGCUGGCCCAAGACCUUCUCAAUAGCUACAUUGAAAAUGAGGGGAAGAUGAUAAUGCAGGAUAAGUUGGAGAAAGAAAGAAAUGACGCUAAAAAUGCUGUUGAAGAAUAUGUGUAUGAUUUUAGAGACAGGCUGGGCAGUGUCUAUGAAAAAUUCAUCACUCCAGAAGAAAUGAAUAAACUGUCUGCAAUAUUGGAAGACACAGAAAAUUGGCUUUAUGAAGAAGGAGAGGACCAACCUAAACAAGUUUAUGUGGAUAAGCUUCAGGAACUAAAGAAAUAUGGCCAGCCUAUUCAAAUGAAGUACAUGGAACAUGAAGAGAGACCAAAAGCUUUAAAUGACUUGGGAAAAAAAAUUCAGCUUGUCAUGAAAGUAAUAGAAGCAUAUAGAAACAAGGAUGAAAGAUAUGAUCAUUUGGAUCCUGCUGAAAUGGAAAAGGUUGAAAAAUAUAUCAGUGAUGCCAUGAAUUGGCUGAACAGUAAAAUGAAUGCACAGAACAAAUUAAGUCUCACUCAAGAUCCCGUGGUAAAAGUGUCAGAAAUAGUUGCAAAGUCAAAGGAACUGGAUAAUUUCUGUAACCCUAUCAUUUACAAGCCCAAACCAAAAGUAGAAGUUGCUGAAGACCAAGAAAAAGCUAACAAUGAACACAAUGGACCAAUGGAUGGACAAAGUGGAACUGAAACUAAACCAGAUACAAAAGACAGCUCGCAGCAUACUAAAUCCGGAGAGAUGGAAGUGGACUAAGUUUUAAUUUUAUCUUUACAUAAUUCAAACAGUCUAAGUAACCAAGGGUCCAUUCAUUUUUUUACAUCUGAUGCACACAACAGAUGUUCAAUUGUUCUUAACUACUUUUUGUCAUUUGUUUUUUGGAGUAGUUUUGAAAAGUGUUCUGUAUUGAGUGCACUUCUAUUCAUUUCCAUUGCUGCUUAUGUGAAGCUUUAGCUGAAUAUGGAUUUACAAGUCACUUAAGCUUUCCUGACAUACUUCAUAUCAAACAUGCAGGAUUGGUAUGUAAUUGGCAACAGUCUACCUUUAUUUAACGCUUCUAUUGGAUAAACCUCAUUUCCUUUAUUCAAGAAAGGAUACUGUAUUGCACUAUUGUUGCAGAAGCAUAGAUUUAAUUGCAUUGUUAUUUUUUUUAAAUAUUGAAAAUUGAUGUGGUUUAAAGCCACUGAGGCACUGACCUUUUUUCUAGUUAUUGUAUUGUUAUAAUUUCAAUAUUAAAACAAGUAAGAGGUUCCU